AGAGCCUGAGCCUGCGGAGGGAGUGCGAGGGGAUGCAGGCUGACAGGAUUCAGCUUCGCCUCAUCGGGCCUCAUCCCUCCAUCCUCCCCGGCGAUGCGCUGUGCGUUAUGACGCCAGGCCGUUUGACGAGCGCAUUACGUGGGACUGGCAGAGCGGCACAGCAGCCUCUUAUGUAAUGCAUCGGAUGCAGCUGCACGGAUCAUCAGGAGAAGGGGAAGAAAAAACUGUCGGAUGGCUGAUUUUAGUGAGAAAUAACGGGAGGAACCAGGAUCAUUUUGUCUUCUUCACUGCACUGGCUUCAUCCAGCAGCCUCCGAUCUGCGGUAUAAACAAUGGCGGGUCCCGAGCAGUCCCAGCAGCAGCAGCAGGUAGAGGAGAAGGCAGAGCACAUAGAUGAUGCUGAGAUGGCCCUGCAAGGCAUCAACAUGCUGCUCAACAACGGAUUCAAGGAAAGCGACGAGCUCUUCAGGAGAUACAGGACUCAAAGCCCACUGAUGAGCUUUGGGGCCAGUUUCGUCAGCUUCCUGAAUGCCAUGAUGACAUUUGAGGAGGAGAAGAUGCAGACGGCCUGUGAUGAUCUGAGGACCACUGAGAAGCUGUGUGAGAGCGACAGUGCCGGAGUGAUAGAGACAAUCAGAAACAAGAUUAAAAAGAGUAUGGACUCCCAAAGGUCCGGUGUUGUUGUCAUAGACCGACUGCAGAGACAGAUCAUUGUCGCUGACUGCCAAGUGUACCUCGCUGUGCUCUCCUUUGUCAAACAGGAACUCUCAGCAUACAUCAAAGGCGGCUGGAUUCUUCGUAAGGCCUGGAAAAUGUACAAUAAGUGCCACAGCGACAUCAGCCAGCUGCAGGAGUCGUGUCAGCGGAGGCCUUCCGGCAACCAGGAGUCCCUGUCAGCGGACAACGCCAACCACAAUGCCCCGGUGGAGAAUGCUGUGACAGCAGAGGCCCUGGACCGACUCAAGGGCUCUGUCAGCUUCGGCUACGGCCUCUUCCACCUGUGCAUCUCCAUGGUGCCGCCACACCUGCUCAAGAUUAUCAACCUGCUGGGUUUCCCCGGCGACCGUCUCCAGGGCCUUUCCUCUCUGAUGUACGCGAGCGAGAGCAAAGAUAUGAAGGCACCACUAGCUACGUUGGCCCUCUUGUGGUACCACACAGUAGUGCUGCCUUUCUUUGCUCUGGACGGCUCUGACACACAUGCAGGGCUGCUGGAGGCCAAAGCUAUUCUGCAGAGAAAGUCGGUGGUUUACCCCAACUCAUCUCUCUUCAUGUUCUUUAAAGGACGAGUUCAGAGGCUAGAGUGCCAUAUCAACAGUGCUUUGGCCUGUUUCCAUGAUGCAUUAGAGCUUGCAUCAGACCAAAGAGAGAUCCAGCAUGUGUGUCUCUAUGAGAUUGGUUGGUGUAGCAUGAUAGAGAUGAACUUCGAGGACGCGUACAGGGCGUUCGAAAGGCUGAAGAAUGAGUCACGCUGGUCACAGUGCUACUAUGCCUAUUUGACCGGAGUGUGUCAGGGGGCAGCAGGAGACCUGGACGGAGCAAGCGGAGUUUUCAAGGAUGUGCAGAAGCUGUUCAAGAGAAAAAACAACCAGAUAGAGCAGUUUGCUGUCAAAAGGGCUGAGAGACUGAGGAAGAUCUCGCCCACCAGAGAGCUAUGCAUCCUGGGCGUAAUCGAAGUGCUUUAUCUGUGGAAAGCGCUGCCGAACUGCUCGUCGUCUAAACUGCAGAUAAUGAAUCAAGUGUUACAGAGUUUAGAUGAAGCUUCGUGCAGAGGUCUGAAACACCUCCUUCUUGGUGCCAUUCAUAAAUGUCAUGGGAAUAUGAGGGAUGCUCUUCAGUCUUUCCAGCUGGCUGCUAGAGACGAGUACGGGCGGCAAAUCAACUCAUAUGUUCAGCCGUAUGCCGUCUACGAGCUGGGGUGCGUCCUCCUCGGAAAACCAGAGACAGUGGGAAAGGGGAGAUCAUUGCUACUUCAAGCAAAGGAGGAUUUUACAGGCUACGACUUUGAGAACCGGCUUCACGUUCGCAUCCAUUCAGCCCUGGCUUCUUUGAAGGAAGUAGUGCCUCAGUGACUCCAGGAAGGAGAGCUGCCGUGGCUCAAGCUUUGCACAAAGUUUUAAGCCAUUCACAGUAACCGUUUGACAUCCGAGUGAACAGACUCCUGUGUUUUUCUUUCCUAAAGGAUUCGGAGAAAUACACGUUUGUCACUUUACCGAGUCAGACUGAGAAUAAUCUCUGUGCAUUCUGUACAGUGUCGGACAUGUGUUCAUACUGGCUCAGCACACAGGUGGAAACAGCUGGUAUAGCUAGCAGUUUAGAAACUAUGCUUCAAAUCUCCAAAGUUAUCUUACUGGUAUGGACACAUCUUGUUAGUCAGGAGGAUGGCCCCCAGUAUUCAUUCAUACUUGAGUAUAUGGUUAUCCAUUUUCACAUUCCAUAUGUAUUGUAGAUGUCUGUAAUUCAUUUCUCCUCUUCUAAAAGAAGGUGAGUGUUUUAGAUGUUCACAUUGUCAUUCCUCCAGCACAAGGUUUUUUCAAUACAGGUAUCCACAAUUCAAUUGCAGAUGUCUACAAUGUGCACUGCAGAUAUUUGCAGCUGAAUUGUGACUCAUAGUAGUUCAAGUUUCAGGUGUCUAAAGUUUAAUUUUGACUAGUCAUAAAUUUUAUUCAAGAUAUCUUUAAUACCCCUCAGUAUAGGAUUUCUUCAUUGGCAUUUUUAGAUAUCUCAAAUUAUGUUAAAACUUUUGAGAAUGGCUUAGUAGAUUUCUCAAAAUGUAGUCAAAGAUAUCUUGAAUUUGAGUUUUUUCAGUAGCUAUGGCAAGUAGGAAGCGAAGACGGCAUCACAGCAUAUGACGAGCUCUUUUACCGCCAUGUCAGAGCAGCUUGAGGCCAAAGUUCUGGUAAAUUUCGACCACAAGUCACUAAUGAUUUCCACAAACUCUUUGCUGAUGAGCUCUUUCUAUUUAAUAGCAUUUUCUAAUGACCUUAUCCACCACAGCAGUCGCUAUUCCUUCUGCUCAGUCUGUUCAAAUGCUUUGAUGGACCAGUAUCUAACGUGCUGCCUCAAGUGAGCAGCACGAUGCACAACAACAACAACAACUAGUCAGAUUAACAUUUUGGAGAUACUGGCAACUCUUACUUUGAUUAAUCCAAACUGAAUAAAUAGUCGUCAUUGUGACUAGUCAGAAUGAAGUUACCAAUAUAGAUAAAUCUGGAAUAAAAAUUUUACUCAAAAUAACAUUGCUGAUAUCUGUUAUUUUAAGCUAUUAAAUAUUCAAAUAAUUUGCUGUAUGAGUACGAGGUGCAAACCUGGCAACCCUCUAACGCUAUAGAACUGCUUCCACCCAGCGGUUGUUGGUCUAGAAUAGUAAAAUCACAAGGUUAGAAUAUUGUUAUUAUGGUGUAAGAUGAAUAAUAACCAGCACAUGAUACGUAACACAGUUUGGGAUGGGUGUUUUGAUUUUGUGGUUUCACAGAGCUAUGCUGGCUGUUUCCUCCUGCUUUCAGUCUUUGUGCAAUCCUAAGCCUCUUUCUGGACUUAAUGCACAGAGAUGAAACUGAUAUGAAUCUCUAACUGUUUCUUUAAGUGUUUUCCUCACCCAUAUGUGUUCGCUAGCUUGUAACAACUUUCCUCAUUGUAUUUGGAGGAUUUUAAUUCCGCCUCUCCCUUCAGCGAGCAAUUCAGCACCUAAAAGUAAUGAGAUCCUUUAAUAGUAACUUUACAAUAAGUAAAAUACAGAUAAUAGUGUUUUUCACACUCAUUUGAGCCAUUUGAGCUUCUCACUCCAGUAAUAAAAUAGAAUAAAUUGAUGCCAGUUCUUGACCACUUCACAUAUCAUAGAAAAAAUAACAUUUAGUAUUUGGAUUUAUAUAUUCUUAUAAGUGACUCCAGGUGUUGCUUCUUAAAUUUUCAGAAAGCUGCUUGUUAAAUUUGGAACAUAGACUUUGAAAGGAGUCAUAUCACACUGGGGGUCACUUAGAUUCACAACAGAAAUAACUUAGCAGACUAAAUAGUCACAGAGGUUAGUUAAAUAACAUCACUGGUCACCUAAAGUCGCACAGAGUAACACCUAGGCUGCUGAGUCACAUUCAAGUAGUUGGACAUUUAUAGUAAGUGCGAUCGCCACACUUCACAAUGUCCUGAUGACGUUUUUUUUUUUUUUUUCUUUUAAUGUGACAGCAUUGGGUAUUGAUCAUGUGCACUAUGCAUGGUAUGGCAGGGUAACAGCGGCUUUAAGACUGUACUGAAGUCAAACGUACCUGUGUGUCCAUUCCUGCAUAAACAUGAAGGUAUUUUAACCAGUACCUGCAGUACUGUAAUGUUACCUCUUGAAAGGUGCUGCUAAAUGUCAGCCUAAAUAAACAUGUAUUACUUAUUUUAAUAGUGUUUUAGUGAUAGAAGCUUUUGAAUUAGUUCUUAAUAGUGGCAAAUUUAUUUACUACAUACAGAAGGUGUACUUUUACAAGCAUUGUUUAUGCUGUUUUGGUUUGUGGUGGCCAGUUUUAGCAGUCGAGCUGAUCCCAGUGUACGAUCUUGUAUUGCACGCUGCUAUGAGAGAUUUUAACAACCUUUCUAAACUGUUUCACUCUGUACAUAUAAAGUAUUCUGUGCAGGGUUUUUGCCUUUUAAUAAAGAGCACUAUGAAUAUGUGUCAUCCGAGCAAUAUAAGCGAAUGAAGGGUGUCAUGUCGUGAUUUACAGAGGCUUUCGACAACAGUGUUUUUCAUCUCAUGUUCAAGGUCGUGGACGUUUACUUUGCUUUUUGUUUACAAUGCUCGUCAUCCCUCGUGGCCGUGAUGGAUGUAAAAUUGUGGUAAAUGUUGACGUGACCGCCGUGCAAGUGGUCGGUAACGGUGAAAUGUCAGUAAGAUACUUCUGUCACUGAAGAGUUUUUCUUUUUUUGUUGAAAUCGAGGUUACAUGUCAGGAUGAUGGUGUUCCAAUGUGUCACUGAACUCUACAAUAAACUGUUCUCCAUUAAUCGAGGAAAA
Acanthochromis polyacanthus (spiny chromis) is the source of this 4985-nucleotide messenger RNA. Its product is annotated as tetratricopeptide repeat protein 39C. NCBI's taxonomy places the organism in Eukaryota, Metazoa, Chordata, Actinopteri, Pomacentridae. Gene Ontology annotation, molecular function: protein binding. Gene Ontology annotation, biological process: otolith morphogenesis; cilium assembly. The record is from RefSeq and is a predicted model, not a curated record. The transcript is spliced from 15 exons. The coding region runs from base 332 to 2068 and encodes 578 amino acids.